Molecule: messenger RNA, 4608 nt
Organism: Rhopalosiphum padi (bird cherry-oat aphid)
Lineage: Eukaryota; Metazoa; Arthropoda; Insecta; Hemiptera; Aphididae
Gene: Scr
Product: homeotic protein Sex combs reduced
Exons: 2
Coding region: 664-1839 (391 amino acids)
Biological process (GO): anterior/posterior pattern specification; regulation of transcription by RNA polymerase II
Cellular component (GO): nucleus
Molecular function (GO): DNA-binding transcription factor activity, RNA polymerase II-specific; RNA polymerase II cis-regulatory region sequence-specific DNA binding
Source: RefSeq, a predicted model, not a curated record
CGGGUUUCGGAGUGUGUUCGGUCCUCCGAGUCGGUCCGCUGUACUGUUCCACUCGCCUCCGAACGCGGAUCGCCGCCGCAGUCGUAAAUUACGCUAGCACGUGGCCCCCAGCCCCGUCCGACGGACACGUACGACGGUAUAUUAUAAUAUAUAAUAUUGUUAUUAUUGUCGUGUUAUUAUCGUGAUUUAAUAUAUAAUAUAUUAUUAUUAUUAUUUGUUAUUAUUCGCGGCCGCGACGCGCCAGUGAUUUUUUUCUCGUUCGACGUAUAUGAUUAUCGCCAAUUGUACUGUUUGCGUAAAUUUUGUCGCGGAUAUCCGAAAAUUUUAAAAUUAAAAUUUUUUUUUUUUUUAUAUCGUUUUCGAGUGUGUUCGAUUUCGCGUUUUUUUCCGGUUCUUUUUUUCCGACGGCACAAACAUUAUGACGCCGUUUUCGAAUGGCAUGUUGGAGACCUGACGACUUACGAUAUAUAUAUAGGUAUACUGCUGCUAGUAAAUAUACAUAAUAUAUAUAUACAAUCGUAUAUAUAGAUAAAACACGGUUCAUCGGCGGCCCACCGGUGAGCUUUGUAUAACAGACACGGACCGUGACCGGUCUCACCGUCAAAGGUAAACGUCGCAACGAGGCGUGCAUUUGAGCGCGCGCGCGCGACCCGAACCGUUUAGAUGAACAUGAGUUCGUAUCAGUUCAUGAACUGCUACCAGCAGAGCCAGCAGGCCCAACAGCAACAGGGCCGAGCGGUCACGUCGCCGGUCGACCCGCUGCAGACGGGCAACAGCCCUGGCGGUGGCGGCGCUGCCUCGGCCUCGGCCGCAGACUAUUACGGCCAGGCGGCCCAAGGCGGUGGUGGCGGCGGCGUGUACAACGCGGGUCCGGCCGCCGGCUGUUACUCGCCGCAACAGUACGCGUCGCAGUACAUGCAACAGUCGUCGCCGUCCAUGAUCGACUACACACAACUGCACUCGGUCAACCACCAGCAACAGCACCAGCAGCACCAGCAGCACCAGAGGCUGCAGGCGGCUGCGGCUGCCGCGGCCGCGGGCGCCCACCUGCAACACUUGCAGCACCACGGCGGUGGCGGCGGCGUCGGCGGUCUACCGUCGCCCGGCGGCGGUGGCGCCAUAUCGCCCAUAUCGUCGGCCCUCAACAACAACGUCGUCGGCAUGCCGUCCGCGGCCGGCGGUGGCGUCGUCCAGUGCAAGUACGAGGUGUCCGCCUCGGCGUCGGCCACGCCGAACGGCAUCAGCUCUCCGCAAGACCUGACCACGUCCGCGGCACCGCCACCCGGGUCCCGGUCACCGCCGCCCGCCGUCGUCAUGAAGUCUGUCCGGUCGUCCGGCGGCCCGGUGACCGGUUCCUCGCCGGCCACCCAAGGCCCUGUCUCGCAGACGUCCUCGUCGCCCGCCUCGUCCAUAUCGUCCACGUCGUCGAACGGCGGCGGAGGCGGCAACGGCAACGGGCCCGCAUCUUCGGGCGGCAAACAGGGCUCCGGCCAAAACCCACCGCAGAUCUACCCGUGGAUGAAGAGAGUUCAUCUCGGACAGAGUACGGUGAACGCCAACGGCGAGACGAAACGGCAGCGCACGUCGUACACCCGUUACCAGACGCUGGAGCUGGAGAAAGAGUUCCACUUCAACCGGUACCUGACCAGGCGGCGGAGGAUCGAGAUCGCGCACGCGCUGUGCCUGACCGAACGGCAGAUAAAGAUAUGGUUCCAGAACAGGCGGAUGAAGUGGAAAAAGGAACACAAGAUGGCCAGCAUGAACAUGGUGCCAUACCACUAUCACAUGGCCGCCCAGCCCUACGGCACCCCGUACCCGUUCACGCACCUCACCACCUGAGAUUCGUAUUAUUAAUUUAACGGUUCCGUUUAGGCGGCGUCGUCGCCGUCGUCUCCGUCGUCGUCCACAUCGACGGCGGCCACGGCCGUGGCGUCGCCGAACGGCGAACGCGCGAUAGGUAAGACAACCGUUAAAUUAAUAAUAUACAUACAAAACAAUUUGAAAAAAUUAAACUCACGGGACGUGCGAGAGCGCGUCACGGACGUUACGCACGUCGACGGGUGUGCGCGAAAUUCGCGACUGCGCAUAUCUGUCGUCAUAUUGUAACGAUAUAUAUAUAAUAAUAUGUGUAAAUAAAGUGUACAAAUAUAUCAAUUAUCGUGAAUAUAAAUAUAUGACGAUGUGUUUAUAUAUUUAUAUUUCAGUAGGUAAUUAUACUAUUAUAUGAUUCAUUUAUUAUUGCGAUUUGUAUUUAAUUUUAUCGCUUGGACAUCGUAAAAUAAUGUGUUGUAUCGUGUAAUCGUGUAAAUUAUGUGUUUUUAAAUAAUAAUAUAAUAAUAUAUGACGAACGCACGUCGUAAUAAUAAAAAAAAAAUUACAAAAAAAAAAACAAAAAAAAAACCAAAAAAACAUUUCUUUCGAUACCUUUCGUUUCGAUUUCAUGUUUUAUUAUAAUAGUUGACCCCGCCGAGUUUAACGAUCAUUUAUUGUCAUAUCGUCAGUAAUGAGCACGCAUUACGAUUAUACCGCGUAUAGCAAUUACACCCAUUUCAUCUAAAAAAUACGUCCAAGACCGAUUUUCAAUAAUAAGCAAUCGUAAAAUCCUCUUGCACAUACGCCCUUCGUAUGCAUAAUAAUAUAAACAACCCUUAUUGCUUCCGAUUCCGGACGGCGUGAAUCUAAAUAUUUGAGUGCGUACGAUAAAACCGAAAAAUAAAACAUAAACGAGAAGACUACGCGAGAUAAAACGUAUAGAAAACAACCACGCGGUGUAGGCGAGAAUAGCGUUUGCUCAAAUUAUUUUUUAUAUAUAUCGUAUAUAUUAAAUGGUCGGUGGAAAAGAGUAGAUAAUGUGAUAAUAACUGUCGAUAAAAUAGGAGACAUUUUGGAUCGAUACAGAUGUGUUUUUAAUACGUAUACCAUGGACGCGCGUACGACUUUCCUUGAUAUAAUAUAUUGUAACAUUUUUUUUUUACAACAAGUAUUAGUCGCGAGACUGAUUUUGUCGAGAUUUGUUACCUAUACGUAUGGCACGCAUCAUUCUAGUGGAAUCUACAUACAAUGCAUAUAGAUCGAUUUCAUACCAUACAAUAAUAUUUCAUACGAUUGUUUCACGAGUAUGUUGCCGUUGCACUAUUUGCGCGUACACUGCAGGCACAAGUACCGAUCGUACCGACCCAUCUCUACAGUAAUCGACCGCGUGUCUUUCGCGCAUAAUUUACGACUCGCCACAUUAUAACACUUUUAUUUUUGACCGUCGGUCACGACGAGGACCGGGUCCCGAGAAGUGUAGGGGACAUAAUACGCAAGUAUUAAAUAUUACAUGCUUUUAGGCCGAGUUUUAGCGGAAACGAACUCAUCGGCAGUACUAUAUAAUAUUAUAAUUUAUAAGUUAUUUAAACGCAAUGUUUUACUAUUACACUCAAACCGGUUUUCACAAAAUUGAGAGAAAAUUUACAAUGUAAUUUUAAAAUCGUUAUAAUAAUAUAUCAUAUAUUUAAACGUCGUCGCACACGUACUCGUGUUUCUAUUAAUAGUAUUUUUAUUAUACGGUUUUAUCGUAAAUUAUUCAUGAUAUUAUAAAUGAAACGACAAAAUGUAAAUAUUCUAUAUACAUAUACUUAAAUAAAUAAUAUAAAAAGGUAUAAAAUAUAUUAUAAAUUACGCUGUAACUAUUUUCUGUACAUGUGUUAACCCAGAGUCUGUGAUUUUUCUUUAUUUUAUUAUUAUUAUUAUUAUUAUUAUUAUUAUUAUUAUUAUUAUUAUUAUUAUCAUUAUUAUGUUUUAGUUUUUAAGAACAAAAUAUUUAAACAUUAAAAUACCUAGUUGUUUUUUAUAAUUUGUUUUCUUAUUUUAUUGUUCUUUCUUUAAUUAUUUUAUUCUCCUAUUUUAUUUAAAAUCAUGACCAGCUUCCCGAUUUUAUUAUUUAUUUUAUUUUUUGCCAUGUCGAUGGUCAAACUCAGUGUUUCAAUCUAUCUAAUUUAUAAAAGUGCAAUAUUUAUUGUUUGAUUUUUGUUGUAAAAAGAAAAAAUUGUAAACUAGAUGUAGAAAGACGAUUCUAUCAUAGUGUAUACUGUAUAGUAAAAAAAAAUAUUAAUAUAUUAAUUUAUAAUUAUUAGUCUUGUCAUGUUGCUGUCACUCAUGAUAUAUUUUUUUUUUGUCUCGAAUCAUUAGAGUAUCGAUCGAGAGCAUAAAUAAAUAAUUAUAAUCAAAACAAAAAAAAAUGUUUCAAUGAUAAUAAUUUGUACAUAAUAUACAUUAAAUUUUAAACGCGUAUAGUUUAUCUACAAGGUUUAUUAUAAUACGAAUAUAUACAAAUGUUUUCACAGUUUUGCCCACGAGUAAUAAUAUUGUAAUAUUAUACCGUGAAAAGGAAACCAGGAUUUUCUUUUUUUAAUUACUUUAUUUAAUAUUAUAAUAUUAAUAUGAUAUAUAUUAUAUACUAUACAAAAAAUUAUAUGCCUGUUUUAAUUUUUAAUUUUUUUUUCCAUUGUAAAUAGAUAAUAUGUUAAAAGAUGUUACGGUGUGUUUUGAAAAUUCUCUGUAAGAAUCCAAACGAUGAUAAUGAUAAAAAAAUAAAUAAAAAAUAAAAAAAAAUAAUGAAAUAAA